Molecule: messenger RNA, 489 nt
Organism: Lathyrus oleraceus (garden pea)
Lineage: Eukaryota; Viridiplantae; Streptophyta; Magnoliopsida; Fabales; Fabaceae
Product: G2/mitotic-specific cyclin S13-6
Exons: 1
Coding region: 1-366 (121 amino acids)
Source: RefSeq, a predicted model, not a curated record
AUGGAAGAACGAAUGGACAUUGAUGCAACUGACAAAGAUAAUGAAUUGGCUGCAACUGAGUAUAUUGAUGAUAUUUACAAGUUUUACAAACUCGGUGAAGAUGACUGUCCUGUACAUGAUUACAUGGUUUCACAGUCGGAUAUAAAUGCUAAGAUGAGGGCGAUUCUUAUUGAUUGGUUGAUUGAAGUUCAUCGAAAAUUCGAACUCAUGCUAGAAACUUUCUAUCUGAGUCUUAACAUAGUGGACCGAUUCUUGUCCAUGAAGGCUGUUCCUAGAAAGGAAUUUCAGCUUGUUGGCAUAAGCUCAAUGCUUAUUGCAUCUAAAUAUGAAGAGAUAUGGGCACCAGAGGUUACAGAUUUUGUAUGAAUAUCAGGCAUUGCUUAUGUUAGAAAACCGGUUUUGGUUAUGGAGAAAACAAUCCUGGGAAACCAAGAAUGUCGAUAAUGGUGGCAGGUGCAAUCGGUGUUUGUAUACCACUUCUUAGCAAAG